Molecule: messenger RNA, 207 nt
Organism: Phycomyces blakesleeanus NRRL 1555(-)
Lineage: Eukaryota; Fungi; Mucoromycota; Mucoromycetes; Mucorales; Phycomycetaceae
Exons: 1
Coding region: 1-207 (68 amino acids)
Biological process (GO): actin cytoskeleton organization
Molecular function (GO): actin binding
Source: RefSeq, a predicted model, not a curated record
AUGUCCGUGCGGUUUGCCAAGACGGCGUCUGUGCAUGGUGCAUUGUCCAAGUAUGAAUAUGAUAGAGGGUCUGAUCCGGAAGCCGCCUGCACUCGUCUGACGGCUGAACUGGCCGCAUUAAUCAAAGAAGAAUUAAAUGAUUACAAGAUGAAUGAAAUGCAGAUCCAUGCAGCCAGUCGAUGCUACACUCAUCUCUUUCCUCUUUAA